Messenger RNA from Penicillium mononematosum, 1062 nucleotides. RefSeq lists its product as uncharacterized. Bases 1 to 1062 code for a protein of 353 amino acids. Lineage: Eukaryota; Fungi; Ascomycota; Eurotiomycetes; Eurotiales; Aspergillaceae. The transcript has a single exon. The record is from RefSeq and is a predicted model, not a curated record.
AUGGCUGCCACUACCACCCCUGGAAAUAAUGAACCCCACCGAAUCCUCCUCGUCAGUGUACCGCGCACUGCCUCGAAUCUUCUCCUGAAGAUCCUCAACAUCCCCAAUCAACCAAAUGUCCUCACCAGCCCAAAGGGCGGCUACUUCUUCUACGAUGCCUUCAUGGCAGCCGGCAGGGACGGUCGCCUCGACAAGCCGCUAGACCAAUGGACCGCAGAGGUGAAGAGCGAAACCAAAGCCGUCGUGCAGAAGUGCUUCGACAGAUUAGAGGAGUACUCUGCCCGAGCCCGCGCCGAGAACAAGAUAAUGUUCACCAAAGAACACGCUUUCUGGCUGGUUAACCCGUGCUUCUUUGCGAACAAUGACGGCACCACACCUGAAUAUCACAGAGAUUUCCAGGUAUCUAUGCCUGAACGCUACGGGUCCUCGGCGACCUUCUCGGCCAAGAACAAGACCAUCAUGCCGGACGAGUACCUGCGCACCUGGCGGAUUGCCUUCAUCAUCCGUCACCCGGCACUGGCCUGGCCGUCCAUGUACCGCGCUAUGCAGAAGCUGUCCAAGGCUGGCUUCAUUGAUGACGACGGUAUGAGGGGUGCAUCGUUUACGAACAUGAGCAUGGAGUGGACGCGGAUGCUGUUUGACUGGUGUCGUGAGCAGCCCGAUGAGUCUGUCACGCCUUUGGUUAUCGAUGCUAAUGAUGUCAUCCAUAACCCCGGUGCUGUGGUGAAGUUCUGUGAGAAGGCUGGUCUUGACACUUCAUUCAUGCAGUUUGAGUGGAAUGGUGCUGAGAAGAAGUCUGAGAACUGGGCGGCUGAGACUGCGAACGCGGAGACGCCUGAGGAGGUGGCGUUUCAUAAGGCUGCUGCUUCUAUCAUGUUGUCGACUUUGGAGGAGUCGACUGGUGUUGUUAAGAAUAAGGCUCCGGCGUCGGUUGAUAUUGAUGCGGAGGUUGCUAAGUGGCGUGUCGAGUUUGGGGAUGAGGUUACCGAGUUGAUUGAGAAGGCUACGAGAGAUUCUAUGCCGGAUUAUGAGUAUCUGAAGGCUAACAGGGUCACUGUCUAA